This is a messenger RNA of Oryzias melastigma (Indian medaka), 2951 nucleotides long. RefSeq names its product centromere protein T (gene cenpt). Gene Ontology annotation, molecular function: protein heterodimerization activity; DNA binding. The record is from RefSeq and is a predicted model, not a curated record. Gene Ontology annotation, biological process: mitotic cell cycle; kinetochore assembly; chromosome segregation. The coding region runs from base 278 to 2737 and encodes 819 amino acids. The transcript is spliced from 13 exons. Lineage: Eukaryota; Metazoa; Chordata; Actinopteri; Beloniformes; Adrianichthyidae. Gene Ontology annotation, cellular component: kinetochore.
AAAUAACGCGGGAUCAGAGAUUAUAAAUACACAGAGCGGGACAUGUUGAGCGUUGAACUAAACAGUAUCGAACUUCUCGUAUAGCUCGAAUCUGUAUAAAAAUAUAUAUUAACUUUGAAACUUAAAAGGAGGAAACAAUACACGGUUACAUGUUUGCCCUUGGACCGAAGUGCAUUUAAAGGAAAUAAUACCCGCUAACGCCGAAAAUUGUGUACUUUUUUUUCUUUGCAGACGUUUUGUUAGCUCGUUCCAGCUAACCAGCUGGUUAGCUUACUAAAUGGAUAUCACAGAGAAUAUAUCUGCUAGGGUUUUGCUUAGACGGAUUCUCGUUGAUGAGCCACCGAGGACUCCAAUAACCAGCAGUGCCCCCCAGGAACCAGGUUCCAGCAGAUCCAGUCCCAGACUGAAACAGAAACGUCUUGAAGCCCAAACCCCACAGGACAUUGUGAGACGCAGCCUGCGGCAGAAGAUCAGAGAAAGUAUAUCCAGAAGAUCCUUGCCUCCAAUUAAGCGGAGAACUGCCUCAAUCAGAAACACAAAUGCUUCUGCAGCAUCUUCCAUGCUUAUAAGUGAUGGAGAGACUCCAAGGCACUUGCUUAGGAACAUUUUGCAGACCGAGCCAGUAAAGUCUCCCAUAGUUCAUAAAAGGAGUCCCGAUAAAGAACCGGAAUCAUCUUCAUCUGAUGAUGCCAUCACGAAGACUAGACCCAGUAUUGAGCUGUCUGGACUGGACCUGCCUGACCUAACUUUUAGGAAUGCUGAGAGUACCAUAAAGGUACUUGGCAGAAAGCGACCACGGCGGAGUCUUAAUGUAACAGCCUUUGAAAAACGUCUGAAAAAGGAUGACGAUGACGAAGAACCUGAAAAUGUAACAGGAGAACCUUCAUCUCUUUCUUUGUCAAGUUCCACCUCUUUGAGUCUGAAAACACCUUUUGUUGACAUUCAAACUGAGAAAAAAGCGGGGUUACGAAGGAGAGUCUCCAGCCGUCGAAAGCUCACAGAGGAAGAAUUUGGGGCGGCUAUUGACGAACAGCAGAUAGGAGGCGUGCACCGCAGCGUGCUGGCAGAGAAAACCCAGAGCGACACAGCCCACACUGAAGGGUUUACUCUGGGUCUAAGCAAAUUUGACGAGCCGGACAUCACGGCCGAUAUUGUAACUUGCAGCACGGCCCUCUACAACCAACCAGAUGCGAUGACCUCCAACUUUUCCGUCAUCGCAAAUCAGGACAAAUCCACAGUCAUGGCGUCUCCGCUGCAGAGAGAGGAUGAGCAGAACUUCCUGAGGAAAGACGAAUCUGCCUCUGAAGUUGAAGCAGAGGCUGUGACUAAACCUGAGCAAGUCGGAGAGGAAGGUUCUGGUGAAGAUCAAAGUGGGGAAUCUGACAGUCAAAGUGAUGCUGCUCCUGGAUUGUCAGAGCCAGAAGAGGAUGAAGGUGCUGCUGGAUCACAGACUGAGGGGGAGAUGGCUGAUAUUCAAUCUGAAGAUGUGGAGACGAGCUCUCAGGGUGAAGAAGAGGCGGCUGCACCAGACAUGCAAACUGAAGAGGAAGAGGAACAUCCCGCUGACUCACAAACUGAAGAGGAAGAACGACGUCCCGCUGACUCCCAAACUGAAGAGGGUGAGGCAGAGUCUCAGUCCACAGUGGACAGUUCUCAAUCUGACCAAGAACAUGCAGAUCCACGUCCUCCUUCUGAUGAAGAUGACCGGAUUGGAACAGAUGUUGCAGACUUUCAAGAUGAAGCGAUCGGCCCGUCUGAAAAUGUUGAAGCAGGGUCCAGUUCUGAGGAAGAUGAAAACGCAGAAGAGGAAGUUGAAGAAGAAGAAGAAGAGCCUGGCGGUUUGGAGCACAUCAGUCGUAGGGCUAAUGCUACCUCUGGAAGAUUCAUCGUGGCGGCCUUAGAUGAAGAGGAGGAUCUGGCCCAAAACACUGCAGCAGGUCGAUCUCUUCCCGAGUCCAAACCAAACGCCUCCUUGGAAGUUGGAAGCCCCGACAGCAGCCCACCUCACAGUUUGAAGUCUGAGGAGGCUGAACCCGCCGAGCAACAGCAGGACGUGUCCGGCAGCAAAAACAAAUCUGUGGCAGAAAAGGAAGAAUCCUUUCAUCUUCUGGGUUUGACGCAGCACAUCGAAGAUGACCAGGAGAAGAUGGACUCUCCACCAGAAGAAGCUCCAGAUCAAGACGCUGCUGAGCAAGAGGAGGAGUGGGAGGAUAAUGAUGAUGAUGGGGAAGAGGAAUUCUCUGGAAAGACGCCAGCGUUCGUCAAAGAGAAAAGAACCUUUUAUCAACCGGAUUCUCCAACUUUAACUCCUGUUUCUAAAAAGGUUCAACUCAGCGUCACAAACGAAGUGGUACCUCCAGCUAAACCGAAGCAGGCGAGACGGAACAAGACAAAAGUCUCUACGGGGAAACCCGUCCUUUCUAAGAACUAUCUUAUGAGUGUCUUCAGACACUUUUCCAAAACUAAAGUAUCUUCCGAUGUCUUCCCCGUCCUAAAUGACAUAAUGGAUACGUUUUUUGACCGGAUGGCUCAAGAUCUGGAGACCUAUGCGGCCCACGCUAAGAGGAAAACUAUUGAGGUUGAAGAUGCUAUACUCCUCUUGAGAAGGCAGGGUCACGUGAAUGACAAGGUGCCGGUGGAGGUGCUCAUUGAAAAAUAUCUUCGUAUGGAGCAGCGAAAACUUCUGAUUCCCAUUGCAACCAGCGGAAACGUCGUCGUCCCUAAAAAGAGAAGGUGAACGCUCUCCAAACAGCGGAUUCCAGACACCAUCAGGAUAUUUAAUAUUCUGCUGUAAAUGUGUACAAUUUUCUGUAUUUAAAAAAAGUAUUCCUGAAAGGAUAGCUUUGUGCAUAUUGCAUGCAUUGGUUUGGACAAAUAUCCUUUGUUUGUUGCUCCUGCAGCACUUUUUGACUAAAAAAAUGUCUGAAAAUAAAGCUGAUUGGGGAAAAAUA